Messenger RNA from Pseudogymnoascus destructans, 3387 nucleotides. It is a transcript of the gene MSH5, whose product is annotated as mutS protein 5. The transcript has 5 exons. The record is from RefSeq and is a predicted model, not a curated record. Gene Ontology annotation, molecular function: ATP-dependent DNA damage sensor activity; ATP binding; mismatched DNA binding. Gene Ontology annotation, cellular component: nucleus. Lineage: Eukaryota; Fungi; Ascomycota; Leotiomycetes; Thelebolales; Thelebolaceae. The coding region runs from base 204 to 3206 and encodes 1000 amino acids. Gene Ontology annotation, biological process: chiasma assembly; mismatch repair.
GCUGUAUGGAUUCUUCUACUACUUAUAUCCGCCGAGUGGCACUGCGUGGGACACACUUGACUCUCCAGGCCGAGGCAUGAGGGGUGACACUCGCCAACUCCCAACCUCAGUCACCAAAGGCCGUUUGUCCAUACUGCUGUCUCUUGAGUGUCUAAAAGACACAUUCAACUCUUAAUAGCCACGGAAUGCAAAACUAGCUAGCAAUGUCCUCCAAGCGCCAGAAAAUCAGCUCACAGUCGAGCUCAACUGUUUGGUUUUCAGGCCGUGGGCCCAAGUUCGCCCCCAGAGGCAACUCCCGUAGCUCAGAAACCACUUCAUCUCCUGGAUUUCAAACCCCGAUAGGUCGAAGGGCCAUUGCUAAGAGCCAAUCUGCGAAGACUCAAUUCUCUAGGCAAGGCUCCGUGCUGCAAACUUCCCUGCCCCCCUCGUCACCCGCUCUGUCACAACUGGCAUCAGCGAAACGAGCCGCCUUCGGAUUGCCGCGGUCUCAUGCAAAUGGCGGCUCCUCGUCCCUCUCACGAACCAGUAACCAUAUUGCUGAGAUUGAGAGUGAAGCAGAAGUACAGGAUCGAGAGGAUGCCGAUGCGUUGAACGAGAUCAUAAUGGCGAUUGACAUGAGAGAUCGGGGUACGCUGGGGUGUGCAUAUUACAUUGCAAGGGAGGAGAAGUUGUUCCUUACGGAGGACAUAAAACUAUCUGGCCUGGAUAUUGUUGAUACUCUGAAGCUACAUGCUUCACCCACUGUCGUUCUUAUUAGUACCAAGUCAGACGACGCCCUCGAAGACCAUCUCAUGAAGGAUGCAAGUCGCGGUGAUAAUCCUGAUGCAAUUUUCGGUGCAUAUGUUCUUGAUUCGAGACCGUCAGCUGAGUUUCAGUACGAACCCGCAAAGAGCAAACUGGUGAAUUGCGACCUCAGCGGUAGCAAUGGCCCGCGCAUGCAGUUCUCCACACCAGGUGACGAGCUUAUGGGAAACAUGGGAUAUAUGCAAGAUCCCGAAGAGUAUGAAGCUGCGGGUUAUCAAGGACGACUUCUCGGACUUGCUGGGUGCAUUGACCUUGAGAGCCGUGUUUCGAUUGGGUGUGCGGGCGCAGUAUUGAGCUAUCUUUCGAGACGCAGAACGACUGAAUAUUUACCAGGGGACCAGGAGGCCCUGAUAGCAUUCAAUGUUAGCACGAUUGAGAUGUUCAGCCUGGCAGACAUGAUGUUCAUCAAUGCCGAUACCCUCAACUCGCUACAGAUUCUCCAGUCUGAAUUUCACCCAAAUAUACACAUGCAAGGACCUACCAAAUCCAACUCAGGGGUCAAAGAGAGCUUGUCUGUGUAUGGCCUCUUCCACCAACUGGCUCAUACUCCCCAAGGCAAACACAAGCUCCGACAAGUUUUCCUCAGACCAAGCCUAGAUUUGAAUUUGAUACAGGAACGCCACAAUACGAUUGCCAUCCUCCUCAGACCUGGCAAUGCGGACGCCUUGAAUAUCAUUACCCAGAGCCUCAAACGAAUCAAGAAUAUUCGUACUGUGCUGAUUCACCUCAUGAAAGGGGUCGGUGCCUCAGCUAGCAAAGGCGGAGCAAUAAAACAGGGCAUAUGGGGAAGCCUGCAGCAGUUUACCUUUCAUUCGUUGAAAGUUGUAGAUGCAAUUCGGAGCAUUGAAGACGGGGACAAGCUGGCAAUUGUAGGCAAGGUUCUGAAAGAGUUGCUGCCAGCCGAGCUACAUGUUGUUGGUGAGCUCAUCACCCAAACUGUAGAUUUUGCAGAAUCAGAUCUACACCAUCGCACUAUCGUGAUGCAAGGCGUGGACUCAGAUCUGGACAACCUAAAGAGGACGUAUGAUGGGCUCGAAGAUUUCUUGAGCCAAAUGGCGGCAAAAUUGGUUGCUGAGUUACCUGAAUGGGCUGCUCAGUAUGUCCAAAACUGCAUAUUCUUUCCCCAACUCGGGUUUCUCACAGUGGUUACUCUCGAUCCCGAAACUGGCAGGGGUAACUAUGAGGGCCAGGGACUGGAUGACGACGCCUGGAAUCUAUCGUUCUGCACUGAGGACAUGGGAUACUACAAGAACCGCCAAAUGAAAGAGAUAGAUAAUCAUUUUGGUGACAUGUAUGGCAUGAUCUGUGACAGGGAGAUUGAAAUUAUUCAUGAACUUGCAGUAGGAGUACUCAAACAUGAGAAAGUUCUCAAAGACACAUCAGACAUUAUAGGAGACCUCGACUGUCUUGUUGCCCUCGCACAAGGAGCCCGAAAGCACAACCUUCUGCCUCCACAGAUGACAAACGACAACGUAAUAGAUAUUACUGGUGGCCGGCAUCUUUUGCAGGAGCUGACAGUACCUUCAUAUGUGGCCAAUAAUGUCUUUCUCCAGGGAGGUAGUGGCAAAGAUGAUGGUGAGGAAGCGAUGUCUACACAUAAUAACCAACCAAAGGGCCCAAGCCUCCUCUUGAUGACUGGGCCAAACUACUCUGGCAAAAGCGUUUAUCUCAAGCAAAUUGCACUCAUCGUUUACAUGGCGCACAUUGGAAGCUUUGUCCCGGCAGACAGUGCCACCAUUGGCCUAACUGACAAAAUACUAACUCGAAUUGCCACGCGCGAAAGCAUUUCCCGCGCCCAGAGCGCCUUUAUGAUCGACCUGCAGCAGAUUGCCCUGGCCACCACCUUGGCUACACACCGCAGUCUCAUUGUCAUCGAUGAGUUUGGGAAAGGGACGAACUCUUCUGAUGGAGCUGGCCUUGCCUGUGGUGUCUUUGAAUGCUUUCUCAGCCUAGGGGUUAACCGACCCAAAGUCCUCGGUGCCACACACUUCCACGAGAUCUUCGCAGGUGGUGCACUGCAGGAUCGUCCAGAGCUAGAAUUCGGGCACAUGGAAGUACGUGUCGACGCUGAGAGCGAGAGCGUUGAGGACCAGGUCACAUAUCUGUACAACUAUAAAUCUGGUAAAAGCAUGUCGAGCUUUGGGACUUACUGCGCUGCGAUGAAUGGGGUCGAUCCCGCGAUUGUUGAGAGAGCGGAGGAACUGAUUAUCCUGUCGAGCAAGGGGGAGGAUCUGGUAGCCGCCUGUGCGAAAAUUUCACAAAAAGAGGCGGCCAGUUUGGAGGAGGCGGAGCAGAUGGCGAGGAGAUUCUUGGCGCAAGAUAUGCAUUAUCAGAAUGGUGAACGGGGCACGGUGGCUCCUGAUAUUAAGGAAAUGCUUCACGACAUAUUGGCGAGAGCUUGAACUCAAGCUCUGUAUUGUUGAUAAGCUGCACAUCUCUUUGCUAUAUUGCUAACACAUAAACCAUGUUCCAAUCUUGUGGAGUAAGCUAGCUAUCGCGCUAUAAAGGAGCUUUAUGAAUCAUUUAUUUUAUCAAGCCGCUGUAUGUCACCAACUGAAAGUGUUGGUUUAUUGUACCUCGCCA